AUGAAGUGUGUAGAAAACGCUGAAUGGCAAAACAGAACAACCGUCACCAAUUUCGUCCUCCUAGGGUUUGGCAAUGUUGAGGACUUGAAUGUUCUCCUUUUCUUAUUAUUUCUAGCGAUCUACCUUGUGACUCUGUCAGGCAAUCUUCUCAUUGUUGCCCUAGUGAUGGUUGAACAUCACCUCCAUACACCAAUGUACUUCUUUCUGGCAAAUCUUUCCUUUUUGGAAUCUUGCUACACUUCAACAAUAUUACCAAGAUUGCUGGCCAGUUUCAUCACAAGGGACAAAACCAUUUCCCUUUGGGGCUGCGUUCUCCAGAUGCAUUUCUUUUCUAUUCUGGGAGCUACCGAAUGCUACCUCUUGGCGGCCAUGUCAUACGAUCGCUAUCUAGCCAUAUGUAAACCUUUGCAUUAUGCCACACUUAUGAAUGGGAAAAUUUGUAUCUUGCUUGUUUCAGUAUCGUGGCUAUUUGGGUCGCUGCUUAUAACCAUCUUAACAUGUUUGUUGUCACGACUUGACUUUUGUAACCAAUGUACAAUUGACCACUUCUUCUGUGAUUUCACCCCUAUAGUUCGACUUUCCUGCAGUGACACUCAAGUGGUUGAAAUGGCAGCUUUUAUAACAUCUUCGAUAGGGAUUCUGCCUACAUUUCUCAUAACUGUGACAUCCUAUGCUUUUAUUAUUAUAACAAUCCUGAAAAUCCCCUCCAUCACCAGAAGACAAAAGGCGUUUUCCACCUGUUCCUCCCACCUCACUGUAGUUUCCAUUUUUUAUGGAUCCUUAAUAUUUGUCUAUGUCUUGCCAACAACUGAGAAAUUCAAAGAUCUCAGUAAGUUUUUCUCUUUCUUGUAUACAGUCCUUACUCCGAUGGCCAAUCCUUUCAUAUACAGCCUGAGGAACAAAGAAGUAAGGAGCAGUCUUAGGAAAAACAUUGUCUUCAUUCUGGGGGGUUUCUGGGAUACGUAG
This is a messenger RNA of Euleptes europaea (tarantolino), 966 nucleotides long. RefSeq names its product olfactory receptor 6C74-like. Gene Ontology annotation, molecular function: G protein-coupled receptor activity; olfactory receptor activity. Gene Ontology annotation, biological process: G protein-coupled receptor signaling pathway. Bases 1 to 966 code for a protein of 321 amino acids. The transcript has a single exon. Gene Ontology annotation, cellular component: membrane. The record is from RefSeq and is a predicted model, not a curated record. NCBI's taxonomy places the organism in Eukaryota, Metazoa, Chordata, Lepidosauria, Squamata, Sphaerodactylidae.